ACCUUUUGCACCGUCGCUGGACACCUGUCGUCUUUUUUCUCUCUUUUUAUCUCUGUUUGCAUUUGGCACCGGGGAAACGAGGAAAUUUAGGACGCACUUUUAUGUGCGCUGUAGGUUUUCUUUACUUCUUCCCCACGAGUUGUUGGGGUGGAGACGAUAUUCUGAUCGAAGGGCAUUCUUUCGGAAGAAGAUGACACGAAUAGCGAGUGUGAGGGUGUUUGAUUUUCGGAAGGAUUGUGUUUUUUGAGUUAUUUAGGGCAGAUCAUGGGAGCUGGCAUUUCGAAAGUUUCAUCAUUCUCUUGGUUGCUGUGUCAUUGAUCUACCAGACUGGACCUCCAUAAGAAUAUUGUCCCCUAUGCUUGAACGACUGCUUGGUUUUCUUUUUUCCCGAAGCUUCUGUGCUCGACUGUAAUAUUUGUAAUGAUUUAAGAGAUGAAGCCUUGGUAAUGCUGAGAAGCUAUUAUUAAAGAGGUGUAUGAUCGGAUCUCGGUGCUUACGUUCUAUUAGGAUUUUCUUCUCCGGGUAAAAUUUUAAGGAACACCGUGAAGACGCAGAACUGGAUAUGGUAGAUAUGUCCGGCCAAUGAAGAGGAGGACGAAGGGAGGUUUGAGAAAUGAAGGGAUGCGUGAUUUGUAAAGUUUUUGGAGGCCUUUACUUUGCGAACUUCUACUGGCAAGUUGUUGAAGAGAGAAAUUUAGUGAGGGAUAUUGAUGGAGGAGAGUUCUCCCGUGCUGGCUCUUCAUGUUAGUGUUAGUAAUUCGCUCUUCUCUAGUCCAAUGGAGGAUGCCCGUUUCAAACUGAUGGCUGAUUCUGCAAGCUUGUUGUCUGAUUUAGAAGAAGCUAAUUUGAUUUCAGAAGCUUCUGUGAAUAGUAUUUCGCUCAACAUGGAAGUACACAAUAUUAGGGAACUUGUGACAGGAUGUGAUACUGACGAUCUGGAAUCAAGGGCCCUAGCAGGAUGUGAAGAUGAGGCAUCUGUAGUUUGUAUUGAUGUGGAACAGCUGGUGGAGAGCUCCGGCUUGGCUAUCCGAGAUGAUGGCAGCCUUAUAACUGCUGCAGAAGAGUUGUUGGAUGCAGAUACGGCCUUAAUUGGUGUUUCAGGUUGCAUGGAAGCUACUGUGAAGAGCAUCAUCACUGGUGUAGAGAUAAUUGCGGGCUCUUCUAUCGGAAAAUUGAGUGCAAGUUUAGUAAGCAUAAGCUCAGAGACCGAGGAUUUGAAAGCAGCGCGAUUUGCUCAGAUCAACCUACAUGAAGGCCCGGUAAAUAUAAGGGGUAGGCGGAGUGUCUUUGCCCUGGAUUAUACUCCUCUUUGGGGGUGCAUGUCUACAUGCGGAAAGAGACCUGAAAUGGAAGAUGCCGCUGUUGCUGCGCCAUGGUUUCACGAAAUUCCACUUAGCAUGCUUACUAGUGUUGCAAUGGUGGAUGACAUCAGUAUGAACUCUGGCUGCUUGCCUGGUCAUUUUUUUGGAGUUUUCGACGGCCAUGGUGGUGCUCAGGUUGCUAACUACUGCAAGGAUCGCAUGCAUUUUGCAUUAGUUGACGAGAUAAAGAAUAUAAAUAAAGGUGCCAUUGGCAUUGAAGGCUAUAGUUGGCAAAAGAAGUGGGAGAGUGUCUUCAUCAAUUGCUUUCAAAAAGUAGAUGAUGAGGUGAGUGGGGCGGUGGGUAGAAGUUUAGAAGGAAGCACAUCAAAUGCCUCUUUUGAUGACAAUGCCCAUGGUUCUUCCAUUACUUUAGAAGCCAUUAUUCCAGAGACUGUUGGAUCUACUGCUGUGGUUGCUGUUAUCUGUUCAUCACACAUUAUUGUGGCAAAUUGUGGAGACUCGAGAGCUGUUCUAUGCUGUGGCAAACAAGCAAUACCUUUAUCUGUAGACCAUAAACCGGAUAGAGAGGAUGAAUAUCAAAGGAUUGAUGCAGCAGGAGGCAAAGUGAUCCAGUGGUAUGGGUCCCGUGUAUUUGGUGUUCUUGCAAUGUCAAGGGCUAUUGGGGAUAGAUAUUUGAAACCAUGGAUAAUUCCUGAGCCGGAGGUCGUCAUCGUUCCUCGUGCACGAGAAGACGAAUGCCUAAUUCUAGCCAGCGAUGGAUUAUGGGAUGUUAUGUCCAAUGAAGAGGCCUGUGAGGUUGCUCGAAAGAGGAUUUUGCUGUGGCACAAAAGGAAUUCUGGCAUAACUUGCUCAACGCGAAGGGCUGUAGUGGCGCAUCCUGCCGCGCAAGAAGCUGCAGAUUACCUCUUGAAACUCGCACUUCAGAAGGGUAGCAAGGAUAACAUCACUGUGGUUGUGGUUGAUCUCAAAGCACACAGGAAGUUCAAGGGCAAAACAUAAGUAGGUAACUUUUCUCGUUUUUUUAUUCUUCUGGAACUCGGGUUUACUAUAUAGCCAGUAAGUUUUAAAUUUUUGCCCAUUCUGUCUUUUUUUCGUUUGGGCUGUAAAGUUUCACUAGGUAUAUUACUAUUUUAUGCUGAUAUAGGACGGCAAUUAUGAUGUAUGAUUUGAGUUUUUACUCACCAUGCGUUUGGUGAUGGAAAUUCAAAUUCUAAUACUGGUGUUCAGCUCUUCAUUGUAAUUGAUAUAAAUUAUGCUUGGACAUCUUUUGUAUAUCUUUUAUGAAAAUGUAUGUUUAAUUCGACAUUUUACUAUUCAUAAGAGUC
Molecule: messenger RNA, 2647 nt
Organism: Phalaenopsis equestris
Lineage: Eukaryota; Viridiplantae; Streptophyta; Magnoliopsida; Asparagales; Orchidaceae
Product: probable protein phosphatase 2C 50
Exons: 5
Coding region: 711-2321 (536 amino acids)
Biological process (GO): protein dephosphorylation
Molecular function (GO): cation binding; protein serine/threonine phosphatase activity
Source: RefSeq, a predicted model, not a curated record